AUGAAAAAAGAAAGCAUAUCUAUAGAAAAGCAGGGCCCUCGCAUAAAAUAUAGGGCACCUCCAGCACCUCCUUCUCUAUCCGCAGAUGAGCUAAUCAGGGCGCGCAGGUCAUAUAUAACUUUGGCUAGGCCGCGCCAGUCAUAUAAUGAAAGCCUGAACAAUACAGCGCUGCAUCAACCUCAACCAUACAAUACUAGUCAAAGGGACUUCUUUGUUGCAGAUAAUGAGAAUGACUCAAGUACUAAGCCGCUGUCCAGACAAAAAAGACAAAAGAGAGGCAGCCAGCACUCAGGCGGAAACCGGGAUAUUCCAUGCAUUUGCAGUCCAAUAGAAAGAUACUUUUCCCGCAUAGUUCAAAAGCUAUUUAUUAAGUUUAUUUUUCCUCUUCAGCUUUACAUAUCAUUGGGAUAUUGUAUUUUUAUACUAAGCAAUUGGAUCGGAAUAGUAAUGAUUUACAGAGUUAACAUGGAGGAAUUUCCUCUUUUAACAUAUGGUGGUGUAUUUUUUGACAACACUGUUAUUGCAGGAGCAGCAGGCCUUCUAAUAUACUUGUACAGCAUUAUGAGGUACAACUAUUAUAUUAGGAGAAGCCCCUACAUGAUGAAAUGCUUUAUGAAGAUGCUCACCAUUAUACUCGCUACUAGCAUGGUUUUCUUAAUUAUUAAGGUCAUUAAUAUAAAGCUUAUAACAAUAAUUAAUGAGCAUGCGAUAUGGCCUUUUCUAAUGUACACGUUCAUUUUAUUAACAGGCAUAGGGUCUGUUCUGGGAAUAUGCGAAAAGUGGCUGUUAAAUUGCCGAAGAUCAAAGAAGUUUGCAUUCUUUAACCCAUUUGGGGGAAUAGAAAGCUUUUUAUAUUAUUUGACCCACUUUGCCACAUGUGUGGUUAUGGUUUUAGUGACUAUUUUUAUUUUAAGUAAUUACAACGAGGCUAAAACUCAGAAGGAUUUCAACCCAAAGUCAAACAUUGUUUUUCCUAGAUUUAUAGAAGAGCUGCCUUUUUUCUUCUCGAAUUCAUUUAAUGAAACAAACAUAUUGUAUGAUAAAGUAAAUCAUACAAAUAAUGCUUCUAUGAAAACAUAG
Messenger RNA from Nematocida ausubeli, 1080 nucleotides. RefSeq lists its product as uncharacterized. The record is from RefSeq and is a predicted model, not a curated record. The transcript has a single exon. The coding region runs from base 1 to 1080 and encodes 359 amino acids. NCBI's taxonomy places the organism in Eukaryota, Fungi, Microsporidia.